Molecule: messenger RNA, 1437 nt
Organism: Paraglomus brasilianum
Lineage: Eukaryota; Fungi; Glomeromycota; Glomeromycetes; Paraglomerales; Paraglomeraceae
Source: the annotation of a GenBank genome assembly
AUGAGCACUUCACGCAAAUACAAAGCCAUUAGGAAACGCCAUAUAGAUUGGAUGAUCUCGCAUAACAACCCAACUCCUAUAGAAUUCUUUCGUCUCAUCCAACCAAUACAUAAAUCUCGUGCGAUUGAAAAUGCAAUUCAGAUUGGAGAGUCAAUUUGUGACGAAAUCCAUGAAACGAAUAUGGGAGUACACCGAGAAUUAAAUGUCUUUGUCAGGAAUAAAGGAAAACAAAAGGAACAUGGAGAUAUCAACAACACUCUGAAACGCAAGUGGAAUGAUGUGUUGGACAUGACAGACAGGGUAAAUAUAAAUGAGCUCGAAGAGAAUCCUUUUCUGACUGCAUCUAAUGAGGGUGGCGACGAUGAAGAAGACGGGUUUGAAGGUCAAGGGGAUGACGAAAACAAUGAGAGAGACAGUGAUGUUAGGGAAGAUGAAUUGGAGAAACAGGCCAUGGAGACUCUUCAGGGCAAUGGGGAAUGGCUUGUGGGAUCUAAGAAAGUAAAUGUCAAGGAGAUUGACUUUGUUAAUUCAAGUCUUCGACGAGACGAAAUUGAAGAGAUGAGAAGAUUUGGACAGCCACUGCCCAAAAUUGAUGAUGACAAUAUCAAAAAAUUGGCUACGGAAAUGGCUAUGGCACCUGACUUCCGCAAGGCAGUGAACGAGAACUUUUUGCCGACCAGAGGCAGCAGUGAGAAGGAGUUUCUAUGGGAUUUUGCUUAUCAACUUGCAAACUCAUUUGAUCAGGGAGGAGAUCUUUUUGAUGAGAACCUCUCAGAACGAAUGUAUCAGGAAAUUUUUCUUACUCCAGUACUGGAGAGUCUAUUUCGGACAGAGCAUGAGAAAUUGGUUAUUUUGUUUGGCAAGGUGUGUUUGUUUGCCUCAGCAGAGGAUUAUGAUCUAAGAAAAACUGAUGCUGAGGACCAUAGUAGUGGAAGAAAGAUUGACAUCGUUUGGUCAACGAAACUGCCCAGGAAUGAAUUCGCUCUUGGGGAAGUCAGUGGUCCACCUAACCAACAGCAGCACCCACAUUAUUUUGGAGACAAGAUAAAGAUCGCCAAAAUGUUAAAAAUAAUGCUGAACAGAAUUGUACGAAUCUAUGGCGGAACAAGUGCUAGCCUUAGUCUGUUGAAACUUUAUGGGAUACAAUUUUACAAUCAUACUGCUAUCAUUUACGAAAUGUCUAUACCCUUCAAAGGGUUAUAUGUGUUUCGAGAAGUUUUGAGGACACAAUUACCAGCAAGUAAACGUAAUGUGGUCCUGUUGCGCCGAUGUGCAUCAAUGUUUCUUCUCUUUAAGGAGAUGCUCACACGAAGCCUAAAUGAUUUGGAGGCUUUUAUAGAGAAAGCUACCCUUAGUACACCACCUACUGAUGAUAAUGCGAACUCGUUCAUGACGCAAAUGAUGUAUACACCAGAAGGGAAAAAAAGUCGCAAAUGA